Molecule: messenger RNA, 2308 nt
Organism: Propithecus coquereli (Coquerel's sifaka)
Lineage: Eukaryota; Metazoa; Chordata; Mammalia; Primates; Indriidae
Gene: FIGN
Product: fidgetin
Exons: 2
Coding region: 24-2270 (748 amino acids)
Molecular function (GO): ATP binding; ATP hydrolysis activity; microtubule severing ATPase activity
Source: RefSeq, a predicted model, not a curated record
UACCAAAUAAGAGAGGCUUGAAGAUGCAGUGGACGCCGGAGCAUGCCCAGUGGCCAGAACAGCACUUUGAUAUCACCUCAACCACUCGGUCUCCUGCCCACAAAGUCGAAGCCUACCGAGGUCAUUUGCAGCGCACCUAUCAGUACGCCUGGGCGAAUGAUGACAUAUCUGCUCUGACUGCAUCCAACCUACUAAAAAAAUAUGCAGAGAAGUAUUCUGGCAUUUUGGAAGGUCCCGUGGACCGACCCGUACUCAGCAACUAUUCAGAUGCACCAUCAGGACUAGUGAACGGGCGGAAAAAUGAAAGUGAACCCUGGCAGCCUUCCUUGAAUUCAGAAGCUGUUUAUCCCAUGAACUGUGUUCCCGAUGUUAUCACUGCCAGCAAAGCUGGAGUCAGUUCAGCCCUCCCUCCAGCAGAUGUCUCUGCAAGUAUAGGGAGCUCUCCUGGGGUAGCCAGCAACCUGACAGAACCUAGCUAUUCAAGUAGCACCUGUGGAAGCCACAGUGUACCGAGUCUUCACGCAGGGCUCCCAUCUCAGGAAUAUGCCCCGGGAUACAACGGAUCGUAUUUGCAUUCUACUUACAGCAGCCAGCCAGCACCUGCACUUCCUUCACCUCAUCCAUCUCCUUUGCAUAGCUCUGGGCUCCUGCAGCCGCCACCGCCACCUCCCCCGCCACCAGCCCUGGUCCCAGGCUACAAUGGGACUUCUAACCUCUCCAGUUACAGCUAUCCCUCCGCUAGCUAUCCUCCUCAGACUGCUGUGGGGUCUGGAUACAGCCCUGGAGGUGCACCCCCUCCUCCUUCAGCAUACCUGCCUUCAGGAAUUCCUGCUCCCACCCCCCUGCCCCCCACUACUGUUCCUGGCUACACCUACCAGGGCCAUGGUUUGACGCCUAUUGCACCAUCGGCUCUGACAAACAGCUCGGCAAGUUCUCUCAAAAGGAAAGCUUUCUAUAUGGCAGGGCAAGGAGAUAUGGACUCCAGUUAUGGAAAUUACAGCUAUGGCCAACAGAGAUCUACACAGAGUCCUAUGUACAGAAUGCCCGACAACAGCAUUUCAAACACAAAUCGGGGGAAUGGCUUUGACAGAAGUGCUGAAACAUCAUCCUUAGCAUUUAAGCCAACAAAGCAGCUAAUGUCCUCUGAACAGCAAAGGAAAUUCAGCAGCCAGUCCAGUCGGGCUCUGACCCCUCCUUCCUACAGUACUGCUAAAAAUUCAUUGGGAUCAAGAUCCAGUGAAUCCUUUGGGAAGUACACGUCGCCAGUAAUGAGUGAGCAUGGGGACGAGCACAGGCAGCUCCUCUCUCACCCAAUGCAAGGCCCUGGACUCCGUGCAGCUACCUCAUCCAACCACUCUGUGGACGAGCAACUGAAGAAUACUGACACGCACCUCAUUGACCUGGUAACCAAUGAGAUUAUCACCCAAGGACCUCCAGUGGACUGGAAUGACAUUGCUGGUCUCGACCUGGUGAAGGCUGUCAUUAAAGAGGAGGUUUUAUGGCCAGUGCUGAGGUCAGAUGCAUUCAGUGGACUGACGGCCUUACCUCGAAGCAUCCUUUUAUUUGGACCUCGGGGAACAGGCAAAACAUUAUUGGGCCGAUGCAUAGCUAGUCAGCUGGGGGCCACAUUUUUCAAAAUUGCCAGUUCUGGACUGGUCGCCAAGUGGUUAGGAGAAGCAGAGAAAAUCAUCCAUGCCUCUUUUCUUGUGGCCAGGUGUCGCCAGCCCUCAGUGAUUUUCGUUAGUGACAUUGAUAUGCUUCUCUCCUCUCAAGUGAGCGAGGAGCACAGUCCAGUCAGUCGGAUGAGAACCGAAUUUCUGAUGCAGCUGGACACUGUACUAACUUCGGCUGAGGACCAAAUCGUAGUAAUUUGUGCCACCAGUAAACCAGAAGAAAUAGAUGAAUCUCUUCGGAGGUACUUCAUGAAACGACUUUUAAUCCCACUUCCCGACAGCACAGCGAGGCACCAGAUAAUAGUACAACUGCUCUCACAGCACAAUUACUGUCUCAAUGACAAGGAGUUUGCACUGCUCGUCCAGCGCACAGAAGGCUUUUCUGGACUCGACGUGGCUCAUUUGUGUCAGGAAGCAGCAGUGGGCCCCCUCCAUGCCAUGCCAGCCACAGACCUUUCAGCCAUUAUGCCCAGCCAGUUGCGGCCCGUUACAUAUCAAGACUUUGAAAAUGCUUUCUGCAAGAUUCAGCCUAGCAUAUCUCAAAAAGAGCUUGAUAUGUAUGUCGAAUGGAACAAAAUGUUUGGUUGCAGUCAGUGAUAACUUCUUUAGGAAAAAAAAAUGUAACGAAUGUUGGC